Arvicanthis niloticus (Nile rat) is the source of this 1522-nucleotide messenger RNA. It is a transcript of the gene Pou3f1, whose product is annotated as POU class 3 homeobox 1. Gene Ontology annotation, biological process: brain development; regulation of transcription by RNA polymerase II. Gene Ontology annotation, cellular component: nucleus. The record is from RefSeq and is a predicted model, not a curated record. NCBI's taxonomy places the organism in Eukaryota, Metazoa, Chordata, Mammalia, Rodentia, Muridae. Gene Ontology annotation, molecular function: DNA-binding transcription factor activity, RNA polymerase II-specific; RNA polymerase II cis-regulatory region sequence-specific DNA binding.
CCGCAGACGGAGCGAGGCGGCGGCGGCGGCGGCGCGGCGCAGGGCGCGGGGCGGCAUGGCCACCACCGCGCAGUAUCUGCCGCGGGGCCCCGGCGGCGGAGCCGGGGGCACCGGGCCGCUCAUGCAUCCCGAUGCCGCCGCGGCGGCGGCAGCCGCGGCGGCGGCCGAGCGGCUGCACGCGGGGGCCGCGUACCGCGAAGUGCAGAAGCUGAUGCACCACGAGUGGCUGGGCGCGGGCGCGGGCCACCCCGUGGGCCUAGCGCACCCUCAAUGGCUACCCACGGGAGGAGGCGGCGGCGGCGACUGGGCGGGCGGCCCGCACCUGGAACACGGCAAGGCAGGCGGUGGCGGUACCGGCCGAGCUGACGACGGCGGCGGUGGUGGCGGUUUCCACGCCCGCUUGGUGCACCAAGGAGCGGCCCACGCGGGCGCGGCAUGGGCACAAGGCGGUACAGCGCACCACUUGGGCCCCGCCAUGUCGCCGUCGCCCGGGGCCGGCGGGGGUCACCAGCCCCAGCCGCUCGGGCUGUACGCUCAGGCGGCCUACCCGGGUGGCGGCGGCGGCGGCCUGGCCGGGAUGCUGGCGGCGGGAGGCGGCGGCGCGGGACCCGGCCUGCACCACGCGCUGCACGAGGACGGCCACGAGGCACAGCUGGAGCCGUCGCCACCACCGCACCUGGGCGCACACGGACACGCACACGGACAUGCACACGCGGGCAGCCUGCACGCGGCGGCGGCGCACCUGCACCCGGGCGCGGGCGGUGGUGGCUCGUCGGUGGGCGAGCACUCGGACGAGGAUGCGCCCAGCUCCGACGACCUGGAGCAGUUCGCCAAGCAGUUCAAGCAACGACGCAUCAAGCUGGGCUUCACCCAGGCCGACGUGGGACUGGCGCUGGGCACCCUCUACGGUAAUGUGUUCUCGCAGACCACCAUCUGCCGCUUCGAGGCCCUGCAACUGAGCUUCAAGAACAUGUGCAAGCUCAAGCCGCUGCUCAACAAGUGGCUGGAGGAGACCGAUUCGUCCAGCGGCAGCCCCACCAACCUGGACAAGAUCGCGGCGCAGGGCCGCAAGCGCAAGAAGCGCACGUCCAUUGAGGUGGGUGUCAAAGGCGCUCUCGAGAGCCACUUUCUCAAGUGUCCCAAGCCGUCUGCGCACGAGAUCACCGGCCUGGCCGACAGCCUGCAACUGGAGAAGGAGGUGGUGCGCGUCUGGUUCUGCAACCGGCGGCAGAAGGAGAAGCGCAUGACCCCCGCGGCCGGCGCGGGCCACCCGCCCAUGGACGACGUUUAUGCGCCUGGGGAGCUGGGGCCUGGCGGGGGCGGCGCGUCGCCACCCUCCGCGCCCCCGCCACCCCCGCCGGCCGCGCUGCACCACCAUCACCACCACACACUGCCCGGCUCCGUGCAGUGACCCUGCGGACUGGGUUCCCCGCCGGCGCAGCGGUGCCUCCAGCGCGCAGGCAGCGCGCGCGGCCUGGACUCUUUUUGUUGUUUAUUCGGUUGCUUUGGAUUUUACAAAAAG